AUGCUAGUCGGACGAGGAUUUCCUGAGAAGUCCAAAGAAGUGCAACGGGAGUUCGCCCUCGAGCAGUUCCAGGAGGGACUGCUGAAUCCUGUUACAAAGCGGGAGCUCCAAGGGCGAGCUCCACUCACUCUUGGGGAAGCUGUUCGUAGGGUGGAGGCGUUCGACUUUCAAGAACCGAUGAAAAGAGAGGGGCGUGAACGACUGGAAGAGCCUCAGCGAGCAAGUAGUUCGCGGUUCCCAGUACGAGUCCCCUGGCGUCCCAAACCCCAAAGCUAUGCUGGAGCCGUCAACAGAUGGCAAAAGACAGGAGCAAAGUGA
Messenger RNA from Echinostoma caproni, 318 nucleotides. The record is from the annotation of a GenBank genome assembly. NCBI's taxonomy places the organism in Eukaryota, Metazoa, Platyhelminthes, Trematoda, Plagiorchiida, Echinostomatidae.